Messenger RNA from Cottoperca gobio, 1513 nucleotides. RefSeq names its product secretory phospholipase A2 receptor-like. NCBI's taxonomy places the organism in Eukaryota, Metazoa, Chordata, Actinopteri, Perciformes, Bovichtidae. The record is from RefSeq and is a predicted model, not a curated record. The transcript is spliced from 5 exons. Bases 138 to 1133 code for a protein of 331 amino acids.
AGCAAAAAACUAAAACAAAUCCUAGACACCAUAAAACACAAAAAAGAAACGAGGCAAUCAACAUUUAAAGUAAGUGAAUCAACCAAAACAAGAAGGACUGGAAGCGAGACAGUGAGCUGAGCUUCAGAUUGUUCUGCAUGUUGCAUGAUGUACACAAUGAGAAGAAGUGUCUCCAUCCCUUCUCUCCCGCAGGGCUGUGUUCUCUGUCUUCAUGUCUUCUCCAGCCUCCGUUUCUCUUCCUGAAAACAAAGAAAACCUGGUACGAGGCUCAGAAGUUCUGCAGAGAGAAGUGUCUGGACCUGGCCACCAUCGACGACAUGGCAGAGAUGGAAACACUCCUUGAAUCUGUUCGGGACCAAUACGAUGACGCCGCGUGGAUAGGACUUUGGAAAGGGACGAGGAAGACGUGGCACUGGUCUCUGGUGGACAAACAUCACGAGGGGGGAGAAAUCAAAUACCCGAUUUCGGGCACCAACAACUGUGGAAGUUAUAAACAGAAGAAACUGCUGUCAGACCACUGUGCAGACCGUAAAUAUUCUAUUUGCUUUGAUGGAAGUAAACGUGGAAGAGAUCGGUACGUUCUUAUUACAGAAGCUAAGAUUUGGACCGUUGCUCGAGACUUCUGCAGAACACACCACACAGACCUGGCCAGCGUGAGGAAUGAUACAGAGUAUCAGAUGAUCCAGGAAGUAGCCGGGGCCCGGCAGGUGUGGGUUGGCCUCUUCAAGGACAUCUGGCGGUGGUCCGACCAGACGAACUCCUCGUUUAGAUACUGGAAAGCAAGCCAAAUCAUUUAUUCUGAACCUAACGGAAAGUGUGGCGUUCUGUUGGAGAAGGAAUCUGGUCGAUGGGGAGAACGGCCAUGUGCACAAACACUCCCCUUCAUCUGCACAUGUGAGCUGAUGUUUAUUAUCUCCAUGUUGAAUAUCACCCAGCAAAUUCCUACCCGUGGCUCCAGCAGUGUGAAGUACUUCAAAGUGAGGAUCAGCUCACAGGACUCUGUGAGAAUGACUCCUGAAGAGCAAGAGGACAUCUUGAAGCAGAUCAAGCAGCGGCUGAGGGAGAGGGGUGUGGAAGUCUUCACACUACAAUGGACAACUCUGCCAGUUCUACAAACUACAAGGAACAACUAAUUAAUAAUAUUAGAAGUGGUUGUCUGCAAUGUGACAGAUGUCUAAAAUAAGUGGUCAUUUUCUUGAUGCAUUUGUUGCUAUAUUUAACACAUUUAAGCAUGUUUUAUCAGGACCAUGGGCCCUCACAUACUAACACAUUAUUAUCAUUAUGUAGCAGUUAUUUAGAUUAGUUUCGUAUAUUUAUAUGCAGUUAAUCAAACAUUAUCUUUAUAUAAUUUUAUCCUGCAAACCUCCAGGUCCUAAAAGUGAAGGCGUGCAGAAGUGCAUUAAACCUGCCUUCUCUCUAAUAUCCAGCAGGGGGCGACUCUUCUCAUAAAAAGAAGUCAGGUUAUAAACUACAGGAGGAGAAUGACCCUCAUAAAUAUUUUGUUAGUAUGUUU